AUGGUUUUCCCAAGUCUAGGAUGCCUGACAUGCAAGAGGCGUCGCAUCAAGUGUGAUUCCAUCCGACCCAUCUGCAGCCGGUGCAGCAAAGCAAGUCGAUCCUGUAUUUGGAGAUCCAACGAAGAAACAGGCCUGUCAUUUCGGAGCGAGAAUGCCUUUGCUCAAGGCCGACCGCGUCGUCCGAGAGGACAUCCAGUCGCGCGAGUCGUGAUAGACCCGUCGCCUGCAUCCCCACCUACUAUUCCACUCGAGACCCAUGCAUUCCACUAUUGGGUUGAGCAUUUCACGGCAUGGCCAGAUGACUUAUUUGACAUUGGACUCGAAUACGGUACCUAUGCGCUGCAGUACUGGACUUGCGCAGCCACGAACUCGAGUCUGCAGCUUGCCGUGUCUGCGUUUUCACUUGCUGUCUUUGGAUUAGCGAGGAAUGUGAACCAGGCUCUGGGGGAUGCAGACAGAGUGUAUGGCAAGAGUAUUGCUCGAAUCCGGGAGGAGAUUGCGAAUCUUUCGAAUGGGACGAUUGAUCAGCUUCUUGUUGCGACGUUGCUGAUGGCUAGUUACGAUGCCCGACAGCAGCAGGGAUUUCCGCGGAAUACGGAUCUUGACAGUGCUCUACGAAGGCCUAUAAUCCGCUCAUGCAUCCUUAGAGGUGUUUCUCUUCCACAAUGGCUCCAAGAUAACAAAAUAUUUAUCGAGAAUAGUCCGAUAUUAGAGCUUGAUGCACUCAUGAUUCAGGCUGCAAAUAUUCGAGCCAAAGCUCAAAACUGUCUGCAAGAGGAGAUUACUAUAUUCCAAUUGGGCCAGUUGGAUGAGCUGGUAUUAGAGGCGCGGCAAUUGGACUCUGCGUUUAUCGAAUGGGCCCGGCGCAUUCCCUCAGACUGGACGUUCUUCGAGGGUUUACGCUCGACGGAUACCGAGUACUCCUUGCAUUGCUACACAGGCCACGGCUAUGCUGCUAUUUGGAAUCGGUAUCUGGCUGUUCGUCUGAUUAUAAACAGUCUUUGCAUACGCCUACUUUCCACCGUAUCCCGUAUAACACAAUCCACAGGCACAGAGCUGGAACGGUGCCAGUCGAAUAUCAACUCCCUUACAGCAGGUCUAUGUCACGGCAUUUCUUCCUUUUUCAACAUGGCAGCCGCCCAACACAAGAUCACUCCCCAGAUGGCCAUUGUUUUCGCCUGGCCCUUGACAGUGGCUAUUAGCACCGAAGCAGUCCCGACAACCCAGAGAAAAUGGCUGCAAGGCCGGCUGCAUACCGUUGCGAGUGCCAUUGGAGCCGAGAGUCUUCAAGCGGUUGCUGAGAGCGGAGAGUUCAAUUUCUAG
Molecule: messenger RNA, 1323 nt
Organism: Penicillium riverlandense
Lineage: Eukaryota; Fungi; Ascomycota; Eurotiomycetes; Eurotiales; Aspergillaceae
Product: Zn(II)2Cys6 transcription factor domain-containing protein
Exons: 4
Coding region: 1-1323 (440 amino acids)
Biological process (GO): regulation of DNA-templated transcription
Molecular function (GO): DNA-binding transcription factor activity, RNA polymerase II-specific; zinc ion binding
Source: RefSeq, a predicted model, not a curated record